Molecule: messenger RNA, 1817 nt
Organism: Thrips palmi
Lineage: Eukaryota; Metazoa; Arthropoda; Insecta; Thysanoptera; Thripidae
Exons: 4
Coding region: 51-1580 (509 amino acids)
Source: RefSeq, a predicted model, not a curated record
AGGCGGACAGGCGGUUCGCGGAAGCUCGUAAGCAGGAGCUGGAGGUCAAGAUGGAGGCGAGGGCGGCGCGGACCCACCUGGAGCAACUACACCAGAAGAUAGUGCAGCGCCAGAAGGACAUUGCCGACGUGACCCUGCAGCUCGCAGACAUGCGCAGCACCCACCGGGAGUGCCUCAGGGAAUAUGAGUUUGACGGUUUGGUGGAGCACCCUGAUCAGUACCAGUGGAAAGACAAGACUUUGCGGCUUUCGGCCAAGGCGAUGCACUCCAGGAAGAGGGUGGAGCAUUUCAUCAAGAAGCUCGCGACGGCGCCCUGCAUGAAGACGCUGUCCUUGUUCCUCCAGGAGUACAUCGGCGGAGUGCCCCCGUCGCUCAAGUUGGCCCAGGACGCUCUGUCCAAGGCACCGGUCCACAUCCAGGAGCUGUGCGUGACGUUUGGGUCGAGCAGCAAGGAGGCCGUGCUGGCCCUAGUGGAGAAGACCCGCGACCACCUGGAGCGCCUCGCCUUGACCCUCAUGUACGACGCCAGGUUCACCGACGACGAGCUGCGGCGCUUGUGGGGCCUGGUGGGCGGCUCUAACAUCAAAGUGCUGGCGCUGUCUUCCCCGGAGCUUGUGCGCAAAGUGCAGUUCCCAUUCCGGACGAGCCGACUUCAGCUGGAGCGGCUGGAGCUGGGCGACCUCGGCGACUGCAAGCAUCCCACUGUGCUGGGGCCGCUGAUCAGGGCGGCCAGCGCUACACUGCGAGUGGUGCAGCUGCCGUCUACACUGGUAGAGGGCGAUCGGAUGGACGUCUUCGAGGCCCUGGGCGAGUGCUCCAACCUGGAGGAGGCGUCCGUGCCCUGCUACCGGUACAUCCUCGCCCUGCAGUCCUGCGCCAAGCUGGGGAGACUGGGCCUACAGUGUGUCGACAAGCAGUGGUCGCUGCGCCCCAACGCGGACACCAAUGCGGUCGUCGAACUGCUGGGCCUCAAGUUCGUGAAGAUGCGCCUCCGCGGGCUGACGCUGUCGUCCUUCUGCCCGGACAGAGACAGGGCCGUGAUCGGUGCGGUGUCUGCGUUGAAGAACCUCCGCAGCCUCACCCUGAACACCAACAUGCAGAAGGAUGCUCUUGUCAUCCUGCUGCGUUACCUGCCCUGCCUGGAAGAGCUGCACCUGCUUCGCCGGUUCAGCCUGACGUCCGAAAUCGUGCGCCAAAUCACUCCUAGGCUCUUGCCAAAGCUCCGACUCCUGGAGCUGGACUGCGAUGACAACGAGUCGGAGUGCAAUUGCUCUGAAGACGACGAGGACUUUGGUUUCGGCGGCUGCGGGUUGCCCCAUGCAGGCUGGCGACCCGGCGUCGAUUUCACAGUGAAGCGGGCUUUCGAAGAAGUCAACCCCGACCUGACCUUGAUAGUUGCACCCAGCACCACUGCAGAAAAGAAGAGCUGCUCUUCGGAGGGCUCAGAUGUUGAGUCGGAUGAUGGUUUGGAGAAAGAGGCGCUCAAACAGUUUGAACUUUGGCAGGAUGAAGAAGAAGAAAGUUCAGAGGCUGAAUCAAAUGAAGGCUCAGAGACUGAAGAAUUACCCAGCAUGAACUAGCGUUACCGAGCUGAGUCGUCCAUCCAGCUCAAAGUACGAAGGACUCUCCCUUACCCCAGUGUCGCAUUUAAAUUAACUCUUCACCGUUUGCCCACAAGUACUGUUUUGUAUACCUUUGACUCUCUGAGUAAAAUGUGUUUUUGCAUGGAUCUCUCUGCGCUUUUUUAAUUAAACUAGUGGCAAAUUCUUUGUGUAAAAUGUUUCUAUUUUAAGUAAUAAAGUGCAUGUACAAGUUAA